Dermacentor albipictus is the source of this 2150-nucleotide messenger RNA. RefSeq names its product tRNA wybutosine-synthesizing protein 4-like. NCBI's taxonomy places the organism in Eukaryota, Metazoa, Arthropoda, Arachnida, Ixodida, Ixodidae. The record is from RefSeq and is a predicted model, not a curated record. Gene Ontology annotation, biological process: wybutosine biosynthetic process; tRNA methylation. Gene Ontology annotation, molecular function: protein binding; tRNA methyltransferase activity.
UUAUUUUAUGCGGCACAGCAAUCGAGUAUGGCGGCGCCCAUUGGAUGCGCGGACUAAUGUGAAGGUGCUUACUGUAGCCAAUUUUUUAAACCUGUGUGUGCUUCGUGCGCUCCAUCACGGCGACUUUUGUACGGACAGAAAUGACAAAGAAAGACAAACAAAGUUCGGUGCAGAGAACCAAUGACAGUAGCAUUGUUAGUAAGUGCUCCAUGGCGUCCAAGGGAUACGUGACGGACGACUUUACUAGACUUUUCGUCGCCAAAUGCGCUCGGAGAUCGCCUCUCAUCAAUCGCGGCUACUACGUUCGAGCCAAGUGCAUGUCUCAGCUCCUCAAAGAUUUCUGCGGUGCCUUCCGGAACCAUACGUGCCAAGUCCUGUCCCUCGGCGCCGGCUACGAUGCGAACUUUUUCAGACUGAAAGCAGCCGGUACGUUGCCCGUCAAUUGUCGUUACUUCGAAGUGGACCUCCCGUUAGUCGUCGCCAACAAGAAGGAUAUCAUCGAGAGUUCUACUGAGCUUCGUUCGCUAGUCAACGCUGCAGUCACUUCAGGGAACCAGCCGCAGUACUGCCUCCUGGGUCAGGACAUCCGCGACCUCGACCGCCUGGAGUCUGCGCUGCGAGCCGUUGGCCUCGACUUCCGCGUGCCAACACUCGUGUUCGCGGAAUGCGUGCUAUCGUACCUGGACACGAAGCAUUCCGACAGGCUCGUCCAGUGGACGUCGAGCACAUUCGAAGACGUGGCCCUGGCAGUUUACGAACAGGUGGAGCCGCACGACGCCUUCGGAAUCGUCAUGCUGAAACACUUCGAAUCCCUCGGCUCGCCGUUGAAAUCGCUGCGCGAGUAUCCAACCGUGGCCUCGUUAAGGAGCAGGUACUUGGCAUGCGGCUACGAAGCGUGCGACUGCAUCAGCUUGACAGACUUCGUCGGUGCGCUGGACGCGAAGGACGCGCUGCGGUUCCAGGGUCUCGAGCCUUUCGACGAAUUCGAGGAGUGGCUCGAGAAAUGCGCCCACUACGCCUUUGCCGUGUCCAGAAAAGGAAGCGCCUUCGAGGCUUUUCUCACGACCGGCUUCGCCCAGCGCGGCGUCGCUUGUGCGCCUGGAAACUCGAUCCUACAACUCGGGCGAGCAGACUGGACUUUGCACAGCGCGGAUUCGAGCUUGCGCAGAUUUGGCCACUCGUCUGCUCUGACGACGGACGGCAGAGUGAUCACAGCCGGCGGCUUUGCCGAAAACGGUGGGAAACACUCGCGCGUCUUCGAGCCUGUCCUCACAGACCCAACAACCUUCAAGUCAGAAUUGAUCAACGUGCGCUUAGAAGGUAGACAUCACUGUGCCAUGUUAUGCCUCGACAACGGCUGCGUUCUGGUAAAUGGCGGCCGGACGUCACCGCUUCGAGCGUGUGACACUGACGUCAUCUUGACCCCCUCCAGUGGAUCGUACGUUGCCGAGAAGUCACAUUUUGCCUUUACGCCCCCAGCAAGAUGGAGGCAUACCUUGGCAAAGCUGAGAAGUGCAGAAGGCCGUGAGAAAGUGGUCCUGUUUGGUGGGCGGACACCACGUGAUGCUGCUUUGAGCGACACUUACGUCCUAGAUGUUGCAGAAUGUUCAUGGAGCAAAGUGCCUGAAGGUGUAGUGUGGCCUGUGCCGCGACACAGUCAUGCUGCGGUUUCCACAGCCGAUCAGUACUCCAUGAUUGUCACGUGUGGCUUAUCAAGCAGUGAGAAACCUCUCAACUGCGUGUACAGCUUUGACAUCGCCACACUAACAUGGAGAGAAAUUCCUGUGGACGGCCUUCUACCUAGGUUCGGCCACACUGCGCACCUGACAGGCCUGACCACCGUUGUGCUUAUUGGCGGAGUGAGUGGCAGGAGCGGUGAACCCUGCGGACUAGCGAUCAUAGAUCUGGUUUCUAUGACUUGCAGGGAAGUGUCACUGCCAGAACAAAACCCAGAACGCCCCUUUAUGACCUUUGGCCACAGUAGCAUGCUUAUCGAAGAUUCGGACAAAAGCUCGAGAAUCCUCAUUGUCGGCGGCGGAGGAAACUGCUUUUCAUUCGGGACGCACUUCAACCACCACGUUGCAUCGAUUGACUUGAGAAGACUAUUGGAGUGUGAGAUGUGAAGUGUAUGUGACUUUAUUUUGUACAAG